This is a messenger RNA of Diaporthe amygdali, 2163 nucleotides long. RefSeq lists its product as uncharacterized. Gene Ontology annotation, cellular component: nucleus. The coding region runs from base 1 to 2163 and encodes 720 amino acids. The record is from RefSeq and is a predicted model, not a curated record. NCBI's taxonomy places the organism in Eukaryota, Fungi, Ascomycota, Sordariomycetes, Diaporthales, Diaporthaceae. The transcript is spliced from 4 exons.
AUGGCUCUAGUUUCCUUACAGCUGAUACCACGACUCCUUAAUUCCCUCCGGUUGGAGCCUCGUUACAUUUUGACCCUUCGCUACGAGGAAGAGGCAGCUGUGCGGGCCAACGGCGGAGGAGGGGACCUGCGAGGCGGCUCGUCCCCUGAUCUCUUGCCGAUGGCGGCGUACAAGCCUCAUCCGCCCCAGAUGCAUGGGUUUUCCGAUCCUUCAUACAAUCAAUAUAGCUCGCAAAACUUGCCCCAAGCACAUUUGCACCAGCAGACCGAGAAUGCCGCCGCACAGAUGAAUCAAAUGGCUUACGCGGCCAACAAUGCUGCAGUCGCGGCGAACAACCGCAUACCGUACAACUUUGCCCUGGCGCCGUCUGGAUUCUCAGCGCAAGGCUCACAGCCAAAUGCGGGCCCUGGUGGCACCAAAAUACACUUGCGCAUCUCCGGACAAUACGACAUACUGUCUGUGACCUCGACAACGCCGUAUGUAUGGGUGCUGUUCGGAAAUGCUGCGCAAAAGAUUCCAGCACAAAUAAUAAAGGAGUCGCAAGAUGCCACAGGCGCAUGCACCUACAGUAUCACGGUGGAAGCACCUCCAUUUGUGGUCACAAAUUGGCAAGCGUCUUCAACUGUGCCCCUGACUGUUGUCAUUGAAAGCACAGAUGGGCACGAGCUUGCACGCGUUGGCUCCGCGGGGUCAUUCACAUAUACAGACACAGCAGGUGCAGACCUUACCCAAGGGGCCGCGAGUCCACCUGACGGGUCAAUCACGCGAAGAAGUACCACCCGCUCACCACUGUCACAUGAGCAUGAAACAUCAGUCCUCCAUGUCAACAGUCCUCCUGGACUCACAGUACGCACGAGUGCCACUACCAGCCCUACGACUGAACAUCUUUCCGGCGCGCACCAACUGCCGCAACACGAUGUCGCAGAUCCGUGUACAAAUAACUACGGCUAUCCUUCCGCUGCCGUCGCGCCGUCCCAGUCUCAGGUCCAUGUGCCACAAGCGCAGCCGACGACUAGCUUUGGAGCGACAGCCUACGGCCAAAGCAACGACACGAUGCUGCACGCUUACCGAACCUCGAAUUACUCGCACAACCAGCAUCAUUACCAACGUAGCCCUACCUCACUUCGCUCUCCUCAUCAUGGUCUUGGCGGUUGGGCCACAUAUGGUGGCUUGGACGGUCGUACAUCCACGUACUCGUCCGCCCACCACACUACCAUUACCAGGCCCAGUUUGCAUCCUUCGCUGCCGAUGCCAAGCGGAGGACCUCCAACCCUAGUUCGCACGACUAGUCUACCGCAGGGGACCCCUUCAAUGGGACUUGGGGGUAAUUACAGCCCCUUCGUCUCGCACCACAAAGCGAUAUUGCACAUUCAGGGAAACUUGGAAUCCAUGACAGUCGGUUGGACACCCGAGGAGUGGGAAAGCCGAAGGCGAAUCGUCAUGUUCAAGAAGUCGCAAUCUGGCAGCCGUCUCACCGCGACCUUCCGAGCCGUCCCCGUCAACGAGCGGCCCCCAAACAGUAUAUGUGUCAGCUGCAUAUGGUGGGAAGAGAAACACGAGUGUUAUGUCACGUCUGUUGACACCAUUCACCUCCUGGAGCAACUCGUGGUCUCGCCGAACCGGUUCACAGUCGAAGAGAAGAACCGUAUCCGGCGGAAUCUAGAGGGUUUCAAGCCGUUGACGGUGAGCAAGGCGAAGGCAGAGUCAGAGGACUUCUUCAAGAUCAUCAUGGGAUUCGGGAAUCCCAAGCCGAGAAACAUUGAGAAGGAUGUGAAGGUGUUUCCCUGGAAAGUGCUGGCCCCGGCUCUGAAGAAAAUCAUCGGAAAAUACAGCGCGUCGCCAUCGUCAACGGUGCCCCACUCCUCUCAUUCCCAUCACACCCACUUACUGACCCCGUGCUUCUUUGAGCAGCCACUCAGUCCUGACGGACAGCAUUCCAUCGCCACGGUCCCUCAGCGGGGGUAUACCAUCUUCAUGGGCCUCAUAUACCGGCUCAGGGCGCGACGUGAGUCGGAGCUACUCUCCGACAGGGCUUUUGAAGACGUCAUCGCCAGUAUCGAGCUCGAGCCUGCGCCUGAACGCACUGCCAACAGCCUACGACACCAGGAGUCCGCAGACGGGGUUGUCACACUCGAAUCACUACAGCCUGCCUUCGCAGAGUAG